AUGGAAAACAUGAAUGAAACAAACGAAGGGGAGGAUAAUUCGAAGUCAGGAAACUCGAAUCAUGAGGAGGGCGAGCGCCAGCGAAGUCAUGGAUCGAGCAUGGACGUGGGGGAACAGGGGAGCCCUGGGCGCCUAUCAGCGGACGAGGGGGAUUCCUUAACGAAGAGAGAGUUGUUCCGAAUCAUAGCUGACCAAGAUCGGGCCAUAGCGGCGCUCAGGAGGGAGUUGGAGGGGGAGCGAAGUGAAGACAUGAUGAUGUACAGCCCCGGAUUGAGAAAGCGAGACAGAGCGGGGGAAGACUCGGAAUCGCAGCAGCAUGGACUUCCGCACCAGACCGAGCAGGGGCAUACUAUGCCCGGACGUCCGCGCGCCUGGAGACUGCCCCUCGAGCCCACUCAGACGGGACCCUAUGACGUUUGGGCGCCUAGGAGGGUUGCCAGACGGUUCGGCGUUCGUCAACCCCUGGCCCGAAGCAUCCUGAUGGAGCCAGCGGGAACGACAAAAUUCCCCCGUUACCCAGUUACGAUGGGGUGGCCGACCCAGAGGAUCAUCUGA
Messenger RNA from Linum trigynum, 555 nucleotides. NCBI's taxonomy places the organism in Eukaryota, Viridiplantae, Streptophyta, Magnoliopsida, Malpighiales, Linaceae. The record is from the annotation of a GenBank genome assembly.